AUGGCAGGUGGAAACUUUCGCGCACGUCUCGUCUUUCCGCCAAACUAUCCACUGAUGCCACCAUCCCUGACCUUCCAGACCCCGAUUCCUUUCCACCCCAAUAUAUACCCAGACGGCCGGCUGUGCAUAUCUAUUUUGCACCCACCAGAGGAGGAUCAGUACGGCUACGAGGCUGCAUCUGAACGGUGGAGUCCUGUGCAGAGCCCUGAAACAAUUUUGUUGAGCACCAUCAGCCUCUUCCACGGCCCCAACGACGAGUCACCCGCCAACGUGGAGGCCGCACGCAUGUUUCGCGAGGAGCGCGAAGGCAAGAACAAGGAUUUCAGAAGGAGGUGUCGUGCCUGUGUGAGGGAGAGCUUGGGCGAGGACUAA
This is a messenger RNA of Colletotrichum truncatum, 372 nucleotides long. The record is from RefSeq and is a predicted model, not a curated record. Lineage: Eukaryota; Fungi; Ascomycota; Sordariomycetes; Glomerellales; Glomerellaceae.